CAUAUCUUCAAUAUUCUCUCAUCUUCCUCUCUCUACUUUUUUUUUUUUGGUUUACUUUUUCUCUUCAUCUUUUUUUUUUUAAAAAAAAAAAAUUAUAAAAAAAAAGAUGGAUAAAAUAUGCAACUCUCAAGAUGUUGAAGUGAGGAAAGGGCCUUGGACUAUGGAAGAAGAUUUAAUUCUCAUUAACUACAUUGCUAAUCAUGGUGAAGGUGUUUGGAACUCUCUAGCUAAAUCUGCUGGUCUCAAACGUACUGGAAAAAGUUGUAGACUCCGAUGGCUAAAUUAUCUUCGACCUGAUGUCAGGAGGGGUAAUAUUACACCUGAAGAACAACUUUUGAUUAUGGAACUACAUGCUAAGUGGGGAAACAAGUGGUCAAAAAUUGCGAAGCAUUUGCCUGGAAGAACGGAUAACGAGAUAAAAAACUACUGGAGGACUAGGAUUCAGAAGCACAUUAAGCAAGGAGAGAACAUGAAUGGACAAGGAAGUUCAGAGCAAAAUAUUGAUCAUCAAGAAGGAAGUAGUAGUCAAAUAUCAUCAGUUGGUCAAGCAGAUAACAUAGAGACUUACUCUCCAACUUCAUACAAUGGAAAUUUGGACACUAAUUUUCAAGCCUCAAAUUUUCUCAAUGAAACAAAUGACAACAUGUGGAGCAUGGAGGAUAUCUGGUCAAUGCAAUUGCUUAAUGGAGAUUAAAUCAAGUAUGUUUGGAAUAUUUAAUUUGAGUAAUUAAUUAAAACUUAGAUUGAAACCAUUAGUAACGUAUUAUGAAUAUUAAGCUGUUAGAUAUUACAGCUAGCCUAUAUUAUAUAGUGCU
Solanum lycopersicum (tomato) is the source of this 815-nucleotide messenger RNA. RefSeq names its product transcription factor MYB21 (gene MYB21). Gene Ontology annotation, biological process: regulation of DNA-templated transcription. The record is from RefSeq and is marked validated. Lineage: Eukaryota; Viridiplantae; Streptophyta; Magnoliopsida; Solanales; Solanaceae. Gene Ontology annotation, molecular function: DNA-binding transcription factor activity; sequence-specific DNA binding. Gene Ontology annotation, cellular component: nucleus.